Leptidea sinapis is the source of this 3798-nucleotide messenger RNA. RefSeq lists its product as uncharacterized. NCBI's taxonomy places the organism in Eukaryota, Metazoa, Arthropoda, Insecta, Lepidoptera, Pieridae. Gene Ontology annotation, cellular component: nucleus; mitochondrion; cytoplasm. The transcript is spliced from 6 exons. Gene Ontology annotation, molecular function: ATP binding; dTMP kinase activity. The coding region runs from base 520 to 1146 and encodes 208 amino acids. The record is from RefSeq and is a predicted model, not a curated record. Gene Ontology annotation, biological process: dUDP biosynthetic process; dTDP biosynthetic process; dTTP biosynthetic process.
UCACUUGCAUAUGCUCUCGGGAAGCCCAAAUGAUGGAAGUUUUGAGAGAAGUGCCAUACGCGAUCACAGGCCUUCGCUAUUGGAUCAGUAUUAAGUACUUUAUAAUCUAUGUUCUGUAAUUUGUGUCAUUUUGACAACCACUUUCCCGGGUAAAAUUUUAUCCACCUCAAUUUUCUACUAGGAGUUUAUGGAAUUAAACAGUCUAAAAUAAUCACCAUAAAAUAUAUCUAUUGUAAUUUUUCUCGUCUUGUGAUGUAAAGUGUAAACACUAAACUCUAUUGUAAAACUAAAUGAAGUGUAAAGUGCCUAAACUCUACAAUCUGCUAAAUAUAUGUGUGGAAACUUGAUCGAGAUUAUAUUGUUUAUAUAAAAAUUUUGUGAACAUAAUAUUAUUAUCUGUAAUAGUGAGUAAUCAUAAGAAUAAAUAUCGGCAGAAUUUAGAUGUCUCGAGCUUUAUUUUGUAAGAUUCUGAAUAAUAGUUGAGUGUACUUUAUACUAAUAAACGCCAAUUAAAUAAACAUGAUUGUAAAACGUGGGGCACUAAUUGUUAUUGAAGGUAUAGAUAGGACAGGUAAAACGACGCAAAGUAAACAACUUGUUGAGAGUUUGAUAAAAAGGCAAAUUUCCGCUGAGUAUUUUAAUUUUCCAUCAAGAAAUACAGAGAUUGGAAAAGUCAUCAACAACUAUUUACUAUCUAAGACUGACCUUCCAGAUGAAACUAUCCACUUACUGUUUUCUGCCAACCGUUGGGAAAAAUCCAAAGAAAUUAUUUCAAAAUUAGAAACAGGGAUUACUGUCAUAGUGGACAGGUAUUGUUAUUCAGGUGUUGCUUUUUCAGCGGCCAAAGGUUUAGAUUUAAAUUGGUGUAAGGCAUCAGACAUGGGAUUACCAAAACCGGACAAAGUAUUCUUUCUUACAAUACCUUUGGAUGUAAUGCAGCAAAGGAAUGGCUUUGGAAAUGAGAGAUAUGAAAUACCAGAAUUUCAAAAGAGAGUAAAUGAAAUAUACAUGCAAUUGAAAGAUAAAGACUGGGAAGUCAUUGAUGCUAACAGAUCUGAGAGUGAUCUUCAGGAAGAAUUGUUACAUAAAACAAUGAAAAUUGCUGACUCAGUUGGGUUUUCGUCGGUUGGAAAGAUAUGGACAUGAUAAUAAUAAAUUUUAAUUCUAUGCUACUAAUUAUAUUGAUUCUAAUUUAAUUAUUAAAUAUUUUGUAAAUAUUUAGGAUCCUUAUAAAGAAUACAGGAUUAGGAAUUAUCUGAAUUUUUACUAGAAAUGCUUUCAACAAUAUUAUACAGUGUGGGACAAUUGCGACAUUAAAAAAUAAAUCGAAAUAUUAAAGUAAUUAAUUAAAAUAUUCAAAUAAACAAAUUAUACAGAUUUUUUUUAAAUUACUUUAUGUCAGUGCUGUAGGAGUCACUCUCUUCAUCUGCACUAUCACUAUUGUUCUUUAGAGAUCAGAAGGCUAUUUGGAAUGCAAGUAAAAGUCAGUUGUGUGAUGCCAAUCGAGAACAGGUUAUUUAUUUACCACAAACACCCUACACGGUACACAGUAUGCAACAGACUGGUUAGAGCACCUACGUGCUACCUAAGCCACGAUGUUACAAGUAAGUAUGUUGAUUACGUCAUCGAUACAUCAUACACGCUAUUCACUAGUGCCUCAACACAAUACAGAUUACUUACAGGUUGUCCUGCAAUGAUAUUUUGGAAAAUUUAUUUAUAAAUGUGAAUUAUGUAUUUUUUUUAUGAAUAUGGGUAAUUAGCACUACUCAUGGGUCCAUUUUAUUUUGCCACUGUAGCUUGAUAUUGUAUAUGUAUUAAUUGUAUAGAUUUUUAUACUUAUUAUAAUCAAAUGUAUGUUUAAUACCUAUAAUCUGUUAAAAGAACAAAUAAUUUAACAAAAUACUUAUCAUCACAAAUAGUUGGCUGUAAAUAACUUUGUGUAGAUAAAUCUUUUUAAAUGUGCAUUAGCCGUUAUUGUCUAGCAGUGGGAGAAUAGCAAUUAGUGUGUCCUAUAAUUGGAUUUGUAUCACUUUGCAACAUCAAGAUCCAUAUUUACUAUAUACAAUGCAAGAAAAUACUGUACUGUUCUAUGUAGACAUAUAUAUUACAAUGUCAUAAAAGUUUUCUUAUAUAAGUCAGCUUUUUUGGCUGUCUGUUAAGGUUAAGUUUAAGUCUAGCUUCUAACGAGAGCACGUAAAAAUUCAAUUACUGGAUACAAUGGGUUCUAAUUUAUGUUUGAUUAGAUUGUUAGUUCUUUGAGUAUUGGCCUUUAUUAAGUACUGCAAAACACUAAGUGAUAAUUGCUUAUCGAAAGAACGACAUUCCUGAAAGGUGCUUAUUUUCGUAGUUCUGAAGAUCUGGGCAAAAUAAAAAUUUGGUUGUUCACAGGCUAUGUCCACGUUUUUAACUGAAGCGUCAGGCCUAUAAAUAUUGUAUAAAUGUUAUAACAAUAAAUAUAUAUUUAUCUGGUUCCCUAUAAUAUUUUGUUCCUAUGAAGCGGUAGGAUAUUCCAAAUUCAUAUCAUAGUAAGUAAGUAUGGAAGUCAAUUAAUUACAUGUUACAUGCAAGUUUACCCUAACGACAAAUUCAAUGUGGGUUGCUUUGUUCAAAGAAGCAAAGUUUUGCACAUUCCUUUAAGACUCCUAUUGUUAUUGACAUUUAUGAUCCGACAACUCAGUUGACUACGGGGCACCAUAAUAUACUUAGACUUUGAAUAUACUCGAGGGUACAGACGACCGCCCCAUAACACUAUGACUGUUUUUUAUUCAAAUUAUACUAAGGGUAUGUUCCGAUAUGAACUGCGAGCACUGCACAGUGCUAUCUUUGUAGAAAAACUCGUUCCGUUAUGGACUGCCAGUAUACUGCCGGAGUACCCUAGUAAAAUAUAUGACGUCAUAAAUCACCGCCAUAUCCUACUGUGAGCACUGGCGUUUUCGAGAUAAGGUACUCGCAGUACUUUGAUCACGUGAUCAGUCAUAACCACUCGAGUGCCUAAAAUAUUUUUAAUUUGACGGUACUCCAACAAAAGUUUUUUUAAUGAACUAUAAAACUUUAAUACACUGAUUGCGUUCUGUUUCAAAUAGUAACCAGUAUAACUGGCUAUAAAGGAACGGCUUCACAGUAUACUAAAUUGAUAUAACACUGUACAGUGGUCGCAGUGCAUAUCGGUACAUACCCUUAGUAGCUAAUGUCAAGUGUGCCUGAUUAAGACUUGUCAAUCAAAAUCGGUUACAGCAGAAUAGAUUCGCUUUUCUUUUUUAUCUUAUUGUAUCUGCGUUAGAGAUUUUCUUUUAUCUCACACUCUUUGUGUAUACACCACUAUAUUGUAAAUCUAUGGAACUAUCUACUCUUCUCCAGAAUAUAAGUAAUAUUGCUGUGGGUAUAAUACUAUAUACAGAGGACAGAGAGACUAUAACUUAACAAUUAUUUAAUAAUAAGUGUAAUUUAGUAAAGAACUACCCCCUUAUUCAUAAUAGUCUGCUAACUUAAAGCAUUGCUAAUUUACACUGUCUUCUUCUAUUGACCUAAGUCAGAAUGAGAAAAUACAUUCCUUAGCGGCUGUUUAAAGUUAGCGGACCAUUAUGAAUAAGGGGGUUAGAAUAUAAAUUCUGACAUUAAACCAUAGAAUAUACUAAUAUAGAAAAGUAUAUAUAACUGGACAGAACGAAAAUAAUAGAUUUGAGUUAGGAAAUAUAUUGACAUCCAAUAAUAGAUUGUAAGGACACACAUGUAUUAUAAAUUUAAGAUUAUUAUAAUAAAACAAUUGUGAAAUGAUGUUAAUAAAUUUAUUACAAUGUA